ACCCCCCCCCCCCUAUCCAUAGUAACCAAUCUUAAAGUGAAUUCCAUCAAGUGUUUUUUUUCAGCCCCCUUUCCUUAACACAAAAAGGAUUAUAGCCUUCAAAUCGUUACGCACACACAUAUAUAUAGUAUCUAUCUAUCGAUCAUUGAACCGAUCACAGCAACGAUCCAUCGGACCAGAUCCGUCGCACUCCAUCUGAAAAGAAAAGAGGAGAGAAGAAGGAGACCCCCCACCCCUCGAGCAGAAUGGGGCCACCGGCGUGGCCAGCGGUGGUGGCGCUUUCGCUGCUCUGCGUGCUGACUGGGGCCACGUCCAAGCAGUCAGUGCUGGACGUGUUCUCCCUGGCCGACGGCAAGGCGGGCGAGGUGGCGGCCGACACGUUCCUGCGGGAGAUGCGAGCGAAGGACGACGUCUACCUCCUCACCAACCUCAAGCUGUGGACGGCCACCAACGGCAUGCUGGUGAGCGUCACGGGCAAGGACAACGCCAAGCUGCUCGAGGUCGUCCUCCUGGGCAAGGGCAACAAGGUCCUCAUGCGCUACAUCAAGGCGGACCGGAGGCAGCACCUGGUGACUCUGAACAACGCGGCGCUGAGCGACGGCAAGACGCACUCGGUGAUGCUACGGAUGAGCGGCCUGCAGGGCGCCGCCGCCAAUGUGCAGCUCUACGUGGACUGCGCCCUCGUCGACUCGGCCAAGGAGGUGCCGCCGCCCCUGGCCGGCCUGACCUUCGAGACGGGCAGCGCCGAGAUGCGCACGGGCCAGCGGACCCUCUUCCGCACCCAGGGAAAACGUGGAGCGCAGAUGCAAAAAAAACAGGGCUCGCUGAACGACCUGCGCUGGAUUAUGGGAGGAUCCCUCGCCAAAGUGGGGCUCAUGCAGGAGUGCGAGUUCCAGGACGAUGACUCGGCACGCAACAUCGUGAAUGGAGACACUGGAGCCAUGGGAGACGUGUCCCGGCUGAUGUUGCAGCAGAUGACUCUGUUCACCGACGUCUUGAGAGAGCUCAGGGAUGACAUCCGGCAGCAGGUGAAAGAAACAUCGAUGCUCCGAAACGCGGUUCUGGAGUGCCAAGCCUGUGGCUUUGACGACGGCCCCCGCGUGCUGCCCCCCAAGAAGCCGGGCUGCGACCCCAACCCGUGCUCCGUGGGCGUCGAGUGCAAGGAGACGGCCGAGGGGUUCGAGUGCGGCCAGUGCCCCGACGGCUUCAUCGGCAACGGGACGCACUGCGACGACAUCGACGAGUGCAAGGUGUCGAACCCGUGCUUCCGAGGCUCCCGAUGCCUCAACUCGGCGCCCGGCUUCAUGUGCGAGCCGUGCCCGCCCGGCUUCACGGGCGAACUCGUGCAGGGCAUCGGCCUGCAGCAGGCCACCGCCAGGAAGCAGGUGUGCAGCGACAUUAACGAGUGUGAAGACGGGAAGGACGGCGGCUGCACGGCUCACUCCGUCUGCAUCAACUCAGUGGGCUCGUUCCGGUGUGGGCCGUGCAAGGACGGCUACGUGGGGAACCAGACGGUGGGAUGCAAGCCCACGCGGGCCUGCCCCAACGGCAUCAAGAACCCCUGCAACAUCAACGCCCACUGCAUCGUGGAGCGCGACGGGGAGAUCACCUGCGUGUGCAACGUAGGCUGGGCGGGCGACGGCUUCAUGUGCGGCCCGGACACGGACAUCGACGGAGUUCCUGACGAAAGACUCCAGUGCAGGGACGUCAACUGCAGGAAGGACAACUGCAAAUUCACUCCCAACUCUGGGCAAGAGGAUGUGGACAACGACGGGAUUGGGGAUCAGUGCGACGAAGACGCCGAUGGAGAUGGCAUUUUCAACUUGGAGGACAACUGCCGGCUGGUGCCGAACAAGCAGCAGAAGAACUCGGACGAGGACGUGUACGGGGACGCCUGCGACAACUGCAUGACGCUGGCCAACAACGACCAGAGGGACACGGACAGCGACGGGGAGGGCGACUUCUGCGACAACGACAUGGACGGAGACGGGAUCGCCAACAUCCUGGACAACUGCCCGCGGGUGCCGAACCCGAGGCAGGCGGACAGGGACUCGGACGGCGUGGGCGACGCGUGCGACAGCUGUCCUGAGAUCAGCAACCCCUCCCAGUCUGACAUUGACAACGAUCUGGUCGGUGACACAUGUGACACCAACGUGGACAGCGACGGCGACGGAACCCAGGACACGCGGGACAACUGCCCGACGACUCCCAACAGCUCGCAGCUCGACACGGACCACGACGGCAUGGGCGACGAGUGCGACGACGACGACGACAACGACGGCAUCCCCGACUACCUCGCGCCCGGCCCCGACAACUGCCGCCUCGUCGCCAACCCCAAGCAGGUCGACUCGGACGGCGACGGAGUGGGCGACAUCUGCGAGGGCGACUUCGACAACGACCGCGUGAUCGACCGCAUCGACGUGUGCCCGGAGAACGCCGAGGUCACCAUGACCGACUUCCGCGCCUACCAGACGGUGGUGCUCGACCCCGAGGGCGACGCGCAGAUCGACCCGCACUGGGUGGUGCUCAACCAGGGCAUGGAGAUCGUGCAGACCAUGAACAGCGACCCGGGUCUUGCUGUUGGUUACAUCUCAUUUAACGGCGUGGACUUCGAGGGCACGUUCCACGUGAACACCAUCACGGAUGACGACUACGCGGGCUUCAUCUUCGGCUACCAGGACAGCGCCAGCUUCUACGUGGUGAUGUGGAAGCAGACGGAGCAGACCUACUGGCAGGCCACGCCGUUCCGCGCCGUCGCCGAGCCGGGCCUGCAGCUCAAGGCCGUGAAGUCGAGCUCGGGCCCCGGCGAGCGGCUGCGGAACGCGCUGUGGAACACGGGCGACACGGACGACCAGGUGAAGCUGCUGUGGAAGGACCCACGCAACGUCGGCUGGAAGGACAAGACCUCCUACCGCUGGCACCUCACGCACCGCCCGCAAGUCGGCUACAUCAGGGUGAAGCUCUUUGAGGGGGUGAGGCAGGUGGCCGACUCGGGGGUCAUCAUCGACACGACGAUGCGGGGCGGCCGCCUCGGAGUCUUCUGCUUCUCGCAGGAGAACAUCAUCUGGUCCAACCUGCGCUACCGCUGCAACGAUACAAUCCCAUCGGACUUCGUGUCUUAUCGAGCCCAGCAGGGAAGGGCUCAGGUUUAGAGAACGCCGCCUCCGGCGUUCAACCCUCCCGCGGCCGUCCACUCGACCGGGCAUCAUCAGAGCGCAGCGUCUGGGGGUGGAAACGCACGGCGCUCACCGCUCUCUCGUGCCACUCUCGCCUCACCGGGAGCUGCCUAUGGGAGGGAGACCUCUCAUCGAUAGUCUUGGAAGUGACCCAAUCUUUGCGAAUGUAUACAAAAGUCUAUGCAGACUUUGACAAGUCAAGGAGUCUCCCCUGCUCGAUUGGCCGUGCAGUGACGCUCAUCUCAAUUGGUCUACCACUCGUGGAAUUUCCACAUUCUUGUGGCAGAUGACAUUGUGUCAAAAGGACAGCUAACUAUGGCAACCUUAGUGCCUGAAUUCUGAAAAUGUCAUUCUAAUGCAUCCCAUCUUCUGCAUAUAUCUCAUAACUCAAAAGCUGAGCAGGAUUGUUGAGCCUGGAUAGUUAGCACUUGGAUGGAUGAUCACCAUGCACAAAAAUGUGGUUCUGGAGUCCCUCCAUAGGAAUGUGGAAUUUCCGUGAAUGGUUCAGGCUUGCCAUUGGAACUGAGUUCUGCCCAGUGCUCAUUUGAAGAGGGAGACAACUGUGACUUUGUGUGGAAAAUUUAAUUUCGUGUAACGUUUUGUCAAUCCGAGUCGACACACACACAAACACACAAAACGCCGCGCCUCAGUGUUACGUCUUAUCGAAAGGCAGAAAUGCAUUCGUCCACUCUGAGAUCAGUACAGGAAAGGGCAGGGCAGACCAGCGCACGUACGGGGAACAACACGGUUUUCUUUCUAUUUUCCACCCCAUCCGAGGGUCUCCGGGGAAAACAAAGUUCCCCGAGUGCAGGUUUUCGCAAGAUAGCGGCGGCGUUAUCAGAGCUCGCCUGGGAAGCUGCUCGACAGCGACCGAUGGACUUGUAAAACCUCUGUGGCUAAAAAUGUUGCCGCUGCGUGCUCCGUGUUUGCACGUGAAGCAGUCGCAUCAGUGGUGCGCCGUAGUUUGUUUCGCGGCGUAGGGUUUAUCGCGCCCGUGCUUCGUUGACCCCCACUGCGUUUUCGGGGGGGGGGGGAGGUUUGUGCCGCGCGCUUUGGUUGUGCGCGAUUUGUCCGACGUUCCGCUCCACGCGCCUGCGGCUUCUCCGCUUCGGAGUCGCGCGAAGAGGCCCCCCGCGGCGCGAGGAGCGGAAAGCGCCAGAACGCCGUGGCACACGGCGUGCGUGGUACAACACGAAAGCGCGUCGGGAGAGCUGUAAGCGCUGUGGUUAUUCAUUUGCACAGGCUUUGACCCGUUUAUGUAAUGUGUGUGUAGCGUCGUAGGUGGUUAUUUCUAUCAUCAUUGGUUUGUUUACUGUAGUUCGCUUAUUGUUAGAUGUUAUACUAAAAUCACGUUUAGCGCGCAGAGAGAGGGAAAUAUUGUUUAUUUUUGCUCGUAGGGGCGCUAUGCCAUGCUGUGUUUUUUGUGACGACAAGUGUCUAGGUCACCUACGAUAUAUGUAUACUUUGCUGUUGGUAAAACGAGGCUGGAUUGCUGUUGUGUUUUCAA
Messenger RNA from Lethenteron reissneri (Far Eastern brook lamprey), 4683 nucleotides. Its product is annotated as cartilage oligomeric matrix protein-like. Gene Ontology annotation, biological process: cell adhesion. Gene Ontology annotation, molecular function: calcium ion binding. Gene Ontology annotation, cellular component: extracellular region. The record is from RefSeq and is a predicted model, not a curated record. Lineage: Eukaryota; Metazoa; Chordata; Hyperoartia; Petromyzontiformes; Petromyzontidae.